AUGUCUCGCCCGAAGCACCGCGAUAUCGCCUGUGCACGCUGUUUUCGUCUGAAGCGCAAAUGUGACCACGGCAAGCCGACCUGCGGCGAGUGUCGCCGCAAAGGUGCAGAGUGUCUGCCGGCCAAAUCCCGCCGUACUGGCGACACAAUCACCAUCCCGGUGGAAUAUCUGAGGCAGUUGGAGGAACGAGUUGCGGAAUUAGACCGUCGAUCAAGUGUCGUGGCAGCCGAUGUCGAAGCAUGCGAUGCCGGUGUCCAGACAGAUUCCACAACAGACUUCGAGCCGAGCCGCUGCAACACUCCCUCGGCGUCUCUAUUGAUGCCAUGGCAUCUUCCCGAGACCAAAAUAUCGGAUUGGGGAGGAAUGCAAGACACAGAGAAUGACGGCGCAUUGACAUCUCUGUGCGAAUCGCCGUCCCAGAGAUACCGAGGUCAACGAACCCCAAUAUCUUGCUCUUCGCCCGUCGACGCAUUCUUUUUGGCCGAAGCAGCCAUCGACCUGUCAGGUCUAGACGUGGAUCCAAUAUACUCUGCGAUUAGCGACGACUCCAUCUGGAUUACAGAACUCUACACGAACAUGUACUUCUCUAUCACCCACCGCGAAUGGCCCUUUCUAAACGAGCCAGCCUGGAAGUCCUGGCACAUGGACGCAAUCCUCGGCGGACAGGACGACUGGCGCGUCUUCUUUCUGCGCAUGGUGUAUGCCAUUGGCGCAUUGCUGUGCAGCACCAUCCAACGAGAUCCCGCGCACUGGGUGCGCUCCAGGGAGCUCUACGCCUCGGCGAUGCGAUACUACCCGCACGUCGUGGGGCAGUCUUCCAUGGUCCUCCAAAUACAAGCAUCAUUGCUCAUGAUUCUCUACGCGUUACAUUCCCCGUCCUCUGAAGAAAUGUCCACCACCGUCUCGUCGGUGGUCCCGUUUUGUACUGCGGCUAUGGCCGAGAUCCGGAAACAUGCGUCGGCGUGCCGCGACAGCAACACCAUGACGGAGUCCGAUGAGGUGCUGACCGAGAAUAUGUUCAUUACCUGCUACAUGCUCAAUGAGAUUGUGGUUUCGGGCUGGGACCGGCCGGUCUCACCUGCGUAUAAGGCCGUGGACGAUGAUAUGUGUAUCCUAGGAGACGCGAUCCAACCACCCAUCUGGACAAACCCAGCCCUGAGCCACCUCUUCCGGCUGCGAAGAAUCCAAGCGAAUAUCCGACGAUCACGGGAAAACAAGCUUCGUCGCAGGUUCGAAUAUACUCCGGGCUCAAGCUCUUCGCUCAAAUCCGCCCUGGAUAUCUGGCGUCAAGAUAUCCCGUUGUACGUCACUGAAAAUGCCCCAUGCGGCUAUCUCCACCCGAUCUGGAUGACCAAACUGUACAACUACAGCAUCUUGAUCCUGAUGGAGGAGAAGCGGAGUAUUCUCGAGCACGACGCCACAGAAGAUAUCCUCUCGGCAGUUGUGGAGCUCGUCUUCCAGUUUCGUGCUGGCAUCAUGCUUCUCUAUAUCGUCUGGGCGACGACACCUGUGGCAAGCAAUGAAGAGACCCAGCAACAGCAUAUAGUUAACCAAUCACCCGAAGCCAUUGGCAUCUGCGCUACCAACCUAGCGGGUUUUGCAGACCGCUGGACUGACGCAAUGCCGUAUCUGAAGCUGUUUGGAUUCUUGCGCCACAAGAUCCUGGGCAGUCCCGACCCAUCUUCCCUCGACACAAACGACCUGGUAUCGCUGGACGAGGCCAAAUCAUUUCUGGAGCUGCUGAAGAAGAAGUAUUUGCAUCGGGCGGUGUUGGGCAUGAUUGAGGAUAUGAUGUUUGGGGGGGUUAUAACAACUGAAGCUCCCACACGAUCAGUCGAAUUUCAAGUAAUGUAA
This is a messenger RNA of Penicillium alfredii, 1854 nucleotides long. Its product is annotated as Zn(II)2Cys6 transcription factor. Gene Ontology annotation, molecular function: sequence-specific DNA binding; DNA-binding transcription factor activity, RNA polymerase II-specific; zinc ion binding. The coding region runs from base 1 to 1854 and encodes 617 amino acids. The record is from RefSeq and is a predicted model, not a curated record. Gene Ontology annotation, biological process: positive regulation of transcription by RNA polymerase II. NCBI's taxonomy places the organism in Eukaryota, Fungi, Ascomycota, Eurotiomycetes, Eurotiales, Aspergillaceae. The transcript has 4 exons.